CAGUGAUCAUCAGAGACCAAACCAAAAGAAACUUCAAACUCGAAGAGAAGAGAAAACAAAAGAAACAAAGAGAGACAAACCAACCACCAUGUUUGGUAACCGAGCCAGAGAGAUAAAGCUGCUAUGCCCUUUCCUCCAGAAGGUGACUGAACUGGUUGCGUGGGACGAACAGAAAAUCGACCUGGGCUUAAUUUCUCGGGCUUUUGGGCUCGACCCAUCAACGUUGAGGCUCAAUGGUCACUUCAUAAGUAGAGGGGUUGACCUUAUUUCUUCCUCUGUCACUUGGAACUCUCUUCUCUCUUUCUUCUCUUCUAAAGGCUUGUCCACUGGCAAAGACCACAGUGAUGCGCUUUUGGUCACUGGCAAGUUAUGCAAAGUUCGCUACAAACGAGGACAUGACUCACAAGACUUUCAAUUUGGCAUUGACAAGAUGGUGGAAGGUGACAAUGCUGGUCGCAGUAGAGGAAUUCAACUGGAAGCCAUCAACUUGCUAAAGAAUAAAAAGUUGAGAGAGAGCAACUCAGAAGGAGAGAUUCUGAAUGGCCAAAGCAGCAAGAGAAAGCAUCUAUUGGAAGAUUUCAACCUAUUCAAGAAGCUAAAAAUAACUGGGGACAAGUUAGACAUUCGAGAUAAAGUUGAUGACCUCUCUGGCUGCAUUCCACGCAGCCAGUUAACAUGCAGUUAUGCAACUAAGAAUCUGAAACGGCUAAGAGAAGACGAAGCAAUUGUGGCAGCCAAUUACAAAAGGAUUAGAUAA
Messenger RNA from Abrus precatorius (Indian licorice), 757 nucleotides. RefSeq lists its product as uncharacterized. NCBI's taxonomy places the organism in Eukaryota, Viridiplantae, Streptophyta, Magnoliopsida, Fabales, Fabaceae. Bases 89 to 757 code for a protein of 222 amino acids. The transcript has 4 exons. The record is from RefSeq and is a predicted model, not a curated record.